AUGACUACUUGGACUAAAGUGUUCUUGCUAAUAGGCCUUGGCCUUCUGGCGGUCGAUGCGGCGGCACCCUGGUGGAAGACAGCCUCCUUCUACCAGAUCUAUCCUCGUUCCUUCAAAGAUACCAAUGGCGACGGAGUUGGGGACUUGAACGGAGUCACCGAAAAGUUAGAGUAUCUGAAGGAGAUUGGCGUUACGGCCACAUGGCUGUCACCUUUCCUCAAGUCACCUAUGGCCGACUUUGGAUAUGAUAUAUCUGACUUCAAGGAAGUGGAUCAACUGUUCGGAACUAUGGAGGACUUCGAGAACAUGGUGUCCCGUGCCAAGGAGCUUGGUGUUAAGAUCAUUCUUGACUUUGUGCCCAACCACUCGAGCGACGAGUGCGACUGGUUCCUCAAAUCGGCUGCCGGCGAGGAGCAGUACAAGGACUACUACAUUUGGCACCCGGGAUUCGUUGAUGAGGAUGGAAACCGCCGCCCACCCACCAACUGGGUGAGCGUGUUCCGUGGCAGUGCCUGGGAGUGGCAUGAAGGUCGCCAGGAGUAUUACUUGCACCAGUUCCACAAGAAACAACCGGACUUUAACUUCCGAAACCCUGUGGUGCGUGAGGAGAUGAACAAUGUGCUCCGGUUCUGGUUGGAGAAGGGUGUCGAUGGUUUCCGUGUGGAUGCCAUUUAUCAUGCCUUUGAGAUCGAAGCCGACGAGAAUGGAAACUAUCCGGAUGAGCCCCGCAACGACUGGACCGAUGAUCCAGAUGAGUAUGGAUACACGCACAAGAUCUACACCGUUGACCAGCCGGAGACUCCCCAUUUGGUCUACGAAUGGCGCCAAAUCCUAGAACAGUUCCAAGCUGAUAAUGGCGGCGAUGAGCGCAUUCUCAUGGUGGAAACCUGGUCCCCCAUCGAGAUCGUUAUGGACUACUAUGGCAACUCUACCGCCGAUGGUGCCCAGAUACCAUUUAACUUCCAGCUGAUAAGCAAUCUGCACUACGACUCCGAUGCCUAUCAUUACGAGUACCUGAUUAACAACUGGCUCAAUCUGAUGCCCGAAGGCAAGAGCGCCAACUGGGUGAUUGGCAACCACGACAAGAACCGAGUGGGCUCCCGUUUCGGUGCCGAUCGCGUGGAUCUGUUCAACAUCCUGCUCCUAACCCUGCCCGGGUGCAGCAUCACCUACAACGGUGAGGAGCUAGGCAUGCUCGAUGGCUAUGUGUCCUGGGAAGACACCGUCGAUCCGCAGGCCUGCAACGGCUAUGAGGCAACCUACAUGGACAACUCCCGAGACCCGGCUCGCACUCCGAUGCACUGGUCCGACGAGACGCUGGCUGGAUUCACUACGGGGAACAGCACCUGGUUGCCAGUGGCUUCCGACUAUACCCAGCGUAAUGUGAAGACCGAACGUGGAGUAUCUUUGAGCCAUUUGAAUGUGUUCAAACGACUGCAGGCUCUGCGCCAGGAGCCCAGCAUUGCGGAAGGAUCUGCCGAGAUCAAGGCGGUGAGCAACUAUGUUUUGGCUGUCAAGCGCCACCUGAGCGGCGACUACGUUUACAUCUCUCUGUUCAACAUCUUCGACUCGAUUGAGAAUGUCAACCUGUCCAAUGUUUUCGACGAUCUUCCCCAGAAGUUCCAGUAUGCUCUGGUCACCGAAAAGUCCAUCAAGAAGGUCGGAGAUCAGUUGUCCACCAGCAGUGUCACCCUCAUGCCUCAUGAGUCCAUUGUUCUGCGAUCCACAGUGACCGUUUAAGGUUAAUAAUGCUUCGAUAAAUAAAAAUUAUUGCACAUUUUAA
This is a messenger RNA of Drosophila bipectinata, 1783 nucleotides long. It is a transcript of the gene Mal-A4, whose product is annotated as Maltase A4. Gene Ontology annotation, biological process: carbohydrate metabolic process. The record is from RefSeq and is a predicted model, not a curated record. NCBI's taxonomy places the organism in Eukaryota, Metazoa, Arthropoda, Insecta, Diptera, Drosophilidae.